AUGGACAAAGCUGUACAUGAUUUAUAUAAACAAAUAAAUGACGAUCAACAGAGAGUCAUAGCACCAAAUGAUGGUAGUUCAACAUCAACACCAACAAUAACAGAAACAAUUGAUCAACAUCCUGUUGUGGAAAAUGAAAAACGACAAACAGAUAUAAAAACUGUUAGUGAUAAUGCUGUCACAGGUGGUAUAGCAGCAAAUCUUCCACCACCUGAUACAACAACAUUAGAAGGAACAAUUGCUAAUGAAGCUAAUCCAAACAUCAAUCCACGUUAA
Messenger RNA from Rotaria sp. Silwood1, 276 nucleotides. The record is from the annotation of a GenBank genome assembly. Lineage: Eukaryota; Metazoa; Rotifera; Eurotatoria; Philodinida; Philodinidae.